Patella vulgata (common limpet) is the source of this 3942-nucleotide messenger RNA. RefSeq names its product GPI ethanolamine phosphate transferase 3. The record is from RefSeq and is a predicted model, not a curated record. Gene Ontology annotation, cellular component: endoplasmic reticulum membrane. Bases 116 to 3364 code for a protein of 1082 amino acids. Gene Ontology annotation, molecular function: mannose-ethanolamine phosphotransferase activity. Lineage: Eukaryota; Metazoa; Mollusca; Gastropoda; Patellidae. Gene Ontology annotation, biological process: GPI anchor biosynthetic process. The transcript has 5 exons.
UCAAAUAUGUCUGCGCCCAGGGCAAUGGUAAAUAUUACAUCUAUUUUGCCAGGUUGGCGAUAACUUUGGAAAGUAACCUUGAAAUGUUUUAGUGGAGUUUUAUAGGAACAAUUACAUGCAAACCAUGUUUUCUGGCAAAAAGCAAAUUGCCAUUUUGCUUUGGCUCAUAACUAUUUACAUAAUUGGAAUUCUUAUAUUUACGAAAGGAUUCCUCCUAAAGCGAGUUGUUAUAAACAACAACAGUAGCUGUGAUGUGGAUUUUUCUUUGAACACAGAUGAUCAUGAGGAAGAAGGUUGCUGGAUGCACAAGAGAUUCAAGAAAGCAGUAAUAAUUAUAAUUGAUGCAUUGAAAUAUGACUUUCUGAAGUUCGACGAAUCAUACAAAUUAAAUGAUACAGUGCCACAUUUUAAGAAUAAACUUCCAUUUAUUCAGAAUUUAUUAUACAGAAGUCCUAAAAAUGCCAUGUUGUCAAAGUUUAUGGCAGACCCACCUACAACUACUUUGCAGAGAUUGAAAGGGCUAACGACAGGAAGUCUGCCAACAUUUGUUGAUGCAGGGUCUAAUUUUGCAAGUUCUGAGAUAAUGGAAGAUAAUAUAAUUGAUCAGAUGGUAACAGCAGGAAAAAAGAUAAAAUUUCUUGGGGAUGAUACCUGGCUUGGUCUAUAUCCUGGUAGAUUUUUUAAAUGGUUCCCGUUUCCAUCUUUUAAUGUUAAAGAUCUGCAUACAGUUGACAAUGGCAUAUUGAAACACCUCUUGCCCGAACUUAAACUUAAUGACUGGGAUGUUUUUAUAGCUCAUUUUCUUGGAGUAGAUCAUUGUGGUCACAGAUUUGGACCAAACCACCCAGCAAUGUCAGAAAAAUUAUUGCAAAUGAAUAGUAUGAUAAGGAAUGUAACUAAAGUAUUAGAUAAAGAUACAGUAUUAUUUGUAUUUGGUGAUCAUGGUAUGACAAGAACAGGAGAUCAUGGUGGAGACAGCACUGAUGAAUUAGAAGCAGGGUUAUUUAUCUAUAGUCCAGAGAUUCUUACUGCUACAAUGCCAAAGAUGGAUACUAGAGUGUUAGCACAGACAGACCUAGUGCCUACUCUAUCUCUUUUGCUGGGUGUUCCAAUACCAUAUUCUAACCUUGGAAUGGCCAUACCUGAACUAUUCAAUCAUUGUCCUUGGUCCAAAACAGCUACAAGUGAAAUGAGACAAGUCUAUCAUGUGGUCAAGGCAUUAAGAUUAAAUGCUCAUCAAGUUAGACAGUUUCUGAAAAGUUACUAUGAAAUCUCAACAGAAUUUCCUCAACAGACCUACAGGGAAUUGGAAAAUUUGUUUGAACAUGCCGAAAGUGAUCUUCAGAAACUUCUGACGGCUAUGGUAACCGAGGGUGAGACGGGCAGUGUUCUGACCAAAAUGAUUUACCUUAGAGAGCACUAUGAAAAAUAUAUUGAAGGUUCAAGAGAAAUGUGUCAAAAGAUCUGGGCCAAGUUUGAUUUAGUGUCAAUAUCGUUAGGAUUAAUUGUGAUGUUUUUAAGUAUUUUGAUUAAUUUGUACUUUUAUUUAGCUCACAAGAAAGAAGAAUCAAUAUCACCAAUUUCUGCAUCUGUCAUGAUAGCAAGUAGUGUCAUAGUAGGCUAUGCUUUCCUUCAAGCUUUUUAUAUUGGUGAUUUCAUGAAUCCAUUCAUGGUUUAUCUCUUUAGUUUAGUACUGAUUGUGACAUUUUUGAUUUUAAUUAAAAAGAAUAUUAAAUUAACAGAGAAAUCAAAGGGUGAAAGGCAUGCCACUUUCAAAUUGCCUUCUUUUGAUAAUAUCAUUGCCACUUUCAUUUUAUUUUGUUAUACGGCGGGUUAUUUUUCAAAUAGUUUUGUUGUUUUUGAGGACACAGUUACUCUGUUUUUUGCACAAUCACUCAUCUGGCUUCAUGGAAUUAAAACCUAUAUAUCAAACAAUAGAAAUACCAAAGAUCAAAAAAGUGAAAUGACAUUUGUGAGGCACAAAAAACAAAAGUUUGAUAUUUUUGAAAAAUUAAGUCAUUCAAACUUCAUUAUUCUGUAUGUGUUGCUGACCUGCAGUUUAUUAUUUAGACUGUUAACUAAUUUUCGAGUGUGUCGAGAGGAACAGAUGCCCUGCAAUGAAACCAUGUUUCUUCAACCACUUACAAACUUUACGCAAGAAGAAUCUGGACAGAAAAAUAUGAGAUAUUUUGUGUCACUAGCGUGUUUGGGAUUGUUUGUUUACAUGUCAAGAGUGUGGAUGAAACAUUAUGGUAAUUUAAAUGGAGAUACAGCAACAGUUUUAUGUGCAAAAUAUCUCUUACCCUUUGCAACUGUUUGUGUUGGACUUCAUUGGGCUAUUCAAGCCCUCCCUCCAGCUGUACUUGAUUCUCUGCCCAGUUGGCAACAAGUCAUGAUGGCACAAAUUGUUUAUAUUUCUGUAAUAUCAUUAAUCAUCUGUAUUCUUAUCAACCCAUUGUGUCUUUAUGUGCUGUAUGUGAACAGAGAUAAUCCAUUAUCUGUACCAAAUAUGGGAUUUUCAAGCCCACAAAUUAUUCCACAAGUGUUUAACCAAUUGAAAGAACAGUUGUCAAGUAAUGGACAAGCUAAAGAUGAAAGACCACCAGUUGUGUAUGGAUUGGGUACUGUGUAUACGUCCAGUGUAUUGUAUGUUGUGACAUCUAUAGGUGUUUUACUGUUUCUUCUACUCGGUGAUGGAUUGUCCCCCUCCAUAUUUCUGGCAUCAGUUUCAGUUUUUCUUUUUAUAGAGAUUUACUCUGCUGAUCUUUCAAAUGGAGCUAAAGAUUCAGAUAUAACAACAGUCAAUUGGUCUGCUGUAGUUACACUUGGUAUGUUGACAUCACACUUCUUUUAUGGAACAGGACAUCAAGCUACCAUUCCUUCAUUACAGUGGAAUGCAGCCUUUACUGGUUUCUAUGGUGAUUUCAAUAACAACAUAUUACCAGCCAUUCUCAUGACCUUCAAUACCUUUGCAUCAAAUAUUUUUAUGGGUUUAGUUUGUCCACUGCUUGUAUUUUGGCCAAAGUUGUACACAAGAUUAAAUUCACUUAUGUGUAAAAAAACACAUGUUAAGGAAAAAGGGAAGUGGCAGGGAGAUUUUGUAUUUUUCAAUGAUGGUGAAAAGCUUAGACAGGUUUUCUACCAGUUGAGUUUAGCUGUUCUCUUAUUUUCAAGCAUCAAGCUAUUUGGAGCAAUGGGAGCAGCAGGUUUACACAGACGUCAUCUAAUGGUAUGGAAAAUAUUUGCACCAAGGUUUAUAUUUGAGGCAGUUGGAACCAUUGUUUCAUUUACAGUAUCAUUUUUGAUGUAUUUAUUUGUCAUGCGCAUUGAUAAUUCUCUUAGCAAAUUUGUUAAAGAAUUCUAAAAAAUACAAUAUCCAUGCAUUGAAUGUAUAUUAUGAAUCUCUUAUUUUGCUACGUAUCACAACAACAUGUACCAUGUAAUAUUUCUACUCUUGUAAUAACAAUUUGCAUUAUAUUUUUUCAUCAGUAUUUAUUUCAAUGGUCAUGCUGUCAUGGUAAAAUUAACCAAAACUAGAUAGUAUUUGUGUACAUACAGUACAAUGAGUACAGCCUCAUUCUACAUGCCCUAUUUUCUGUGUAUAAUUGGUGGAUCAUCUGCUGUUGAUGCCAAAGGAUCAAAUUUUUGUCAGCUAAUUCUAUACAGUUAUGUUUUCUUUCUUAAUUAUCUGAAUUUCAUCUACAUGUAUACAAUUACAGUUCUCACUAAAAGAUCAGCUAAUCAACACAAAUCGAUGGUCUGAUCUUGUGCAAAUAAUGAGACAUAUACAAUGUGGCUGUGGUACUAUUAUACAUUAGUACUUUAAGAUAACUAUGGUACCAAAGUUUAUUUAAUGGUAAAUUUUUAUAAAAUUGAUUUUAUACCAUUGAUUAAAUGCAAAUAUAUAUAUAUAAUUUUUUUACACAGUUCAUAAUAAGGAAA